CCCUUACAUUUGAGCUUUGUUUGGCAUUUUCACAUUAAAUAACAAGUGAUAUUGCUUAUUAUUUUUCUAAAAUUGUUUCUAGUUUUUUCAAAAGUUCCUGGAGCUGGGGUGUUGAGUUGUAUUUCUAAGUAUCAAUUAAUUAGGAAUUCAAAAUAAUUUAAUGAGGUAAUCUACCAGAUAAGAUUUACUCAACAGUGUCAUAAAUGAAUUCUUCAGAUUUUUCACAGACAAGUUGCUAUCAAGAUCAAUUCUUUGUUUACCAGGUCAAUAAUCCUCAAGACAGCCCGGAGGCAGAUGCCGUUCUUGUCAGUGAAACAAUUCUUUGUGUGUGUAGGAAUUACCCUGAGGGAGCUAUUUUGUGCUUUUUGUCUGGUUGGGAUGAAAUAAUUGUUGUCCAUGACAUGUUGUCAAAUAAGAUUCAAGAUAAAUCAAAUUUCCUUGUGCUGGCUCUUCAUUCCAUGCUGCCAAUGUUCAACCAACAGGCUGUGUUUGAAAGGCCACCCAUGGGAGUCCGCAAGAUUGUGUUAGCCACUAAUAUAGCAGAGACGUCAAUAACCAUUGAUGACAUUGUCUAUGUGAUAAAUGCUGGUAACGAGAAGGAAAAAAUGUAUGAUGCAGAGAGAAAGGUUUCGUGUCUAAUGACACACUGGACAUCCCAGGCCAGUGUUGUUCAGAGGCGUGGCCGGGCUGGUCGGUGCAAGCCUGGUUUAUGUUUCAACCUCUUCACAAGAGAACAGUUUGAGCACAUGGCACCUUACCAGUCAGCUGAAAUGCAGAGGGUUUCUCUAGAGGAGAUUGUCCUGCAAACCAAGAUUCAGUGCUCAGAUCCUUGUAGGGUCCAGGAAUUUUUAUCCAAGGCUCUGGAUCCUCCAUCGCCAUUUGCUGUUCACAGUGCCAUAUCACAGUUACAAGAGAUCGGGGCUUUGGACGACAAGGAAGGUCUGACAGCUAUUGGUAAGCAUAUGGCGUUUUUGCCAGUGGAACCACGCAUAGCAAAGAUGAUUAUUUAUGGAGCUAUCUUCAGGUGCCUCGAUCCAGUGCUGACCAUUGCAGCUGGCCUCAGUUAUAAAGACCCAUUUGUAUCACCACUGAAAUGGCGGGAACAGGCGGAUCAGUCUCGCAAACACUUCGCUGGUGACAGCAGAAGUGACCACGUAACCGUACUGAAUGCUUAUAAUGGCUGGACAGAGGCCAUGAGUCGUUCACAAGGCAAAGAGUUUGUUCAACAGCGGUUUCUUCACUGGGGUACACUUAACAUGAUCCGCGGUAUGCGUGAUCAAUUUAGUCGACUGUUAGAGGACUCAGGCUUAGUUCCCAGCACCAACAGUGGUGGCGCGGUGAAUAAUUUCUCUGGGAACAUGGAACUGGUAAAGGCCAUUCUGUGCGCUGGUCUGUUUCCUAAUGCUGUCAAAGUCGGCCUUGGCUUGGAGUCGAAAGGGCGGGGUGGAAAGAAGCGAGUUAGGGUGGCUUUUCGAACCAAAUCUGAUGGACGAGUGGCUUUGCAUCCGUCCUCAGUGAACUCUGACGAGAAACAGUUUAUCAGUCAGUGGCUUGUGUAUCACGACAAGGUCAAGUCCACACAAGUCUUCAUCCGGGACAGUAGCAUGGUUCACCCGGUAGCUUUAAUAUGCUUUUCUGGAAAGGACGUGCGUGAAAUGCAUCAUGGUCCCACACCUUCAGCCCCACAACCUUUCGUUACUUUGGCUGUGGAUGGAGACCGCUGGAUGGCAUUCCACUGCUCACCAAGACUGGCUCGAGUACUGCAGGCCAUCAGGGGAGAGAUCAACAAGAUGAUAGCCUGCAGUAUAUCAGCGGCGUCGAGAAAUAACACGCUAUUUCACUACCACAGCAAGUUAAUCGAGACUAUAAACUUACUGCUUACCUUGCCUGUUCAACAGCCUCUACCCACAACUCCCUGGUAGCACCGCCAUGACUGACCUUCGAGAAACACAAAACUUUUGACAGUUUAGUCUCGCGGUGUGCGUUGUUGAGAACGCUCGAAUGCGCGCAUGUUUUUGGUUUUAAUCGGCGUACAAAAUGUAUUUGGAAAUAGUAAAACGCAGAACUAGGAAAUUAUUCAUCAGUGUGGUUUUACGAAUCAGGACACUGGUACAAGAAAAGAUUGUUAUACGGCCAGAAAUACGACAAUAUAAGACAUAUAAGCUCUUAGGCGUCUUGCAGGUGCCAACUUAGUACACUAAGCUAAUGCCCCGACUCACAGGAAGUCACUGAGCUGGAGAUUAUGAAAGCUAGCUAACCUGUAGAAACCUCAAUCUGUGGUUAACACUGAAAAAAUAAAAAUUAAGAAUACGAAUUUUGACCCUCCAGCCUCGUUUUCCAAUUCCUGACAUCAGUAAAGAUAUUUAGAAAGUG
This is a messenger RNA of Orbicella faveolata, 2373 nucleotides long. RefSeq lists its product as uncharacterized. Gene Ontology annotation, molecular function: G-quadruplex RNA binding; ATP binding; RNA helicase activity. The record is from RefSeq and is a predicted model, not a curated record. Lineage: Eukaryota; Metazoa; Cnidaria; Anthozoa; Scleractinia; Merulinidae. Gene Ontology annotation, cellular component: cytoplasm; nucleus; intracellular anatomical structure.